AUGGAUGAACGGGUAUGUGGCAUAAGCGUCAGCUCUCUUUUCCUCCCCACCACCACCCCCUCCCCCCGCCCCCCCCUUCCCCCCCUCCCCGCUUCCUUCCUCCCCUGCUCUGAUCAUACAACCGUAUUCCCACCUUCCUUAUCUAUCUCCCCGCAUCCCCCCGUGGCCCUCCCGCUCUUUCCCCCCGCAGGGAGUGCGGCUGCUGGUGGGGGAUUUGGCGGAUUACAGGCGGGUGUCGGCGGACGAGAUGCGCAAGAGCGUGUUCGCCAACUACACCGCCUUCAUCGCAUCCCCGCUUAUUCCCCUCCCGGCACCCCCCUAUCCUCCCCCCCUUACGCCCUGCAGGGCGUGCGGCUGCUGGUGGGCGACUUGGCGGACUACCGGCGGGUGUCAGCGGACGAGAUGCGCAAGAGCGUGUUCGCCAACUACACGGCGUUCAUCGGCACGUCCAAGGAGAUCGCGGAGCUGGAGGUGGAGCUGCAGCAGAUGAAGAACCUCCUCUCCGUGCAGACCGCGCUCAUCCACUCCCUCGCCGCGGAUAGCAUGAGCAACGACAAUAGUAAUAGCACUUCCGCGGGUGGGGGUGGUGGGGGUUCGACUCCUGCGUCUACCACUUCGUCGGUUACCACCGCUGGUACUUCGUCUACCUUCGCUGGCGCUUCGUCCUCGUCGUACGCGUCCUCGUUAGCCACCCCGCAGCAGGACGAGGAGGAGGACGAGCGGAUUUGGAGCGUGGAGGUCCCCGAGCCCACCGAGAUUGAGAAAUACGCGGAGGCGCUCCCGGAUAUACUGGAUAUUCUUAUAGCGGAGCGGAAGGUCGACCGCGCUAUAGAGCUGCUGGAGCAAGGGCAGCAGAUCGUGCAGCUGGCGCUGGCGACAGCAGGGGACGGGGCGGGCGGGGGCGGAGGCGGAGGCGGGGGGAGGGGGGGAGGGGGAGGCGGAGCGGGCGGGGAGGACGAGGAGAUUCUCAGCGCGGACGCGGCGAACGCGCUGGCGGCGGCGAUUGCGGAGAGGCGCGCGUGGCUUAUGGCGCAGCUGGAGGAGACGGCGCAGCAGGCGGCUGUGCGCGGACAGGAGCUGCGCCAGGCCGUGGGCGCGCUGUACCGCCUGGGGGAGACCGAGUGCGCACACCAGCUGCUGCUGGGCGCGUACGGGGAGCGGAUUAGGAGCGGAUCCCGCCUGCUGCGCCCCCGCGGGACCAGCUUUGGUGGCGCGUACACUGCUGCCCUGGCGCAGCUGGUGUUCUCGGCCAUAUCUCAAGCAGCCACGGACUCGGCGCGCAUAUUUGCAUCGGACCCGGCGUGUGCGGCGGAUCUGCUGCUGUGGGCGCAGAGGGAGACGGAGUUCUGUGUCUCGCUGCUCAAGCGCCACGUGCUCUCCUCCGCUGCUGCUGCUGGCGGGCUGCACGCCGCCGCUGAAUGCGUGCGCAUCGCUCUGGGCCACUGCAGGCUAUUGGAAGAGCAAGGUUUGACUCUUUCACCUGUGCUCUCCAAGCUCGUGCGUCCGUCCGUGGAGGAGGCGCUCGAGUUCAACAUUAUCCGCAUAGAGGACUCGGUCGCCACCAUGGUGGCCGUGGAUGACUGGGUGCUGCUGCCGCUGCCCCACGGCGCUGCUGCCACCGGCAGGGUGCGCGCCCUGCAGCAGACACUCGGCCCGGGGUUGAUGCACCUGAGGCUUUCGAGCAGCGGUCAGCGGUUCUACCUCUUGCUCGUGGAUCUAGUGGAGGAUAUCCUGCCGGUGAUCAGCCUGCAGCUGUUUGGCCGCAUUCUCGACCGCCUAGCCUCCCUCUUCGAGUCCUACGUCGCCCUGCUGCAAAAGGCCCUCCCCUCGCCCUCUGACGACGACGAGGAGGAGGAGGACGGGGGGAACGUGGGGGAAGGAGGGAAGGACAAGGGUGGGGAGAAGGAGAACGGAGCAGGGGAGGAGCCGUGGCAGGACGGCAGUGUGAGGACGGCAGAGGACGAGCAGCAGCAGCUGGCGCUGCUGGGGAACGCGUCGGCUCUGGCGGAUGAUCUGCUGCCCCGGCUGGCUCAGAGGCUCACGCUGGCCGCUGGGGAGGAAGGUGGCGGGGGAGGGGGGCGAGCGGGGAGGAAGCAGGGCGGGGCGGAUCCAGACAGGAGGCUGUCUGCUGGCGGACGUGGAGCGACAGGAGUGGCGGCGGCAGGGCAGCUGACUGCUGAGUUGAAUCAGCAGUUUCCUCCCUCCCCACCAGCUCCCCCCAUUCCUCUCACCCGUUCCUACACUCACAGCAACGCGGCGGAGCACAAGGAAUGGCGGAGGCGGCUACAGAAGGCGGUGGACAAGCUGAGGGACGUGCUGUGCUCGUGCCUGGUGGCGGAGUUCAUGUACGGCCACGACGGCCAGCCUAUCCUCACCGCGCACCAGUACCUGCACAUGGACGCCAAGAUGCGCCCCACCCAGUGGGCCCUCAAACCCCUGCCCUCCCCGCCCUUCCAGGUCAGCAUCUGCUCUGUCCAGGCGCUCGACGUGGCUCUGCACUUCUGUUCUGGGUUGGGUUGGGUUGGGUUGGGAGGGGCACGACCGCAUGGUGGUGGUAACGCUGCAGCGUGGUGUUACAGUGUUGCCUUUACCCCCUAUCAAACACGCGCCUCUCUCACCUUCCCAACCCCCCUUCCCUCCCUUCCCCCCCAGGCGCUCUACAUGGCGCUGCACUCCAUCCACUCCACCGCCACGUAUGUGCUGGGAGGGCGCGACCGCGUGGUCACGCUGCUGCUCAUGCGCCUCGCCGAGUGGCUCAUGAUGGGCCUCAUGGUCUACAGCUCCUUCUGGGACGAGCUUGAGAACGCUGAAUACGCCCUCGGCCCCACGGGCCUGCAGCAGUUGGUGUUUGACAUGUAUUUCGUGAUGCAGGUGGCCAAGGCGGGAAAGUACUCCUCCCGGGCCAUGCGCAAGGUGGCAGAGGACAGCGCCACCAAGGCCAUCGUGCUCUACACUGACCAGACGGGAGGGGAUCCCAACAGUGCAUGGAGGGCAGGGGCCGGCAAGGUGGCAGAGGCCAGCGCCACCAAAGCCAUCAUGUUGUUCACCGACCAGGCGGGGGGCAACCCCAACAGUCUCCUGCAGGAGGACUGGUGGUACGAGCACAAGUGCAUGGAGGCUAUAGAGGAGGUCGCAGCAGCAGUAGUCUCACUUGCUCAGAAGACCCCUUUUACCCACCUCCAUCCCGCCUCCCUCCAUCACCAACUCCCUUUCCUUUUCCCCUCCUUAUCCUUUACAGUCUCCUGCAGGAGGACUGGUGCUCUGCAGCAGCAGGGGGAUGGGGGGUUAUCCCAACAGCAGCAGGGCACGGGGAGAGGGGCUUUGGAUGAGGAGAGGAGACCAGCAGUGAAGGGACAGUAUGAUAUGUAUGAUGAUGAUGGGGGGGUUAGGAGUGCGAGACCAGGGGGGAGGGGAGCCGCGGGUCGAAGCCCUAGGAGUGAAGCAGCAGGAGGGGCCCCACGGAGCAGAGGGUUUUCAGACGAUGAUUAUGGGAGUGGGGGCGGCAGGAGUGAGUAUUCGAGCCGGGAUGGGAGUGAGUAUGGGAGGGAUUAUGGGAGGGAGAGGGACAGUGGGGGGAGCAGGGAGUAUGGGAGGGAGAGGGAGAGUGGUGAAGGGGGGGGGGAUUAUGGGAGGGAUGGUGGAGGGAGGGAUUAUAGGGAGAGUGGUGGGAGGGAUUAUGGAAGGGAGAGAGAUGGAUCGUAUCGGGACAGGGAUGUGUCAUACAGGGAGAGAGAUAGGGAUGGGUAUGGGCGGGAAGAGAGAGGCUAUGCAGGCCGACAGGCACAGAGACGAGGAGGGUAUUGA
Closterium sp. Naga37s-1 is the source of this 3804-nucleotide messenger RNA. Lineage: Eukaryota; Viridiplantae; Streptophyta; Zygnematophyceae; Desmidiales; Closteriaceae. The record is from the annotation of a GenBank genome assembly.